This is a messenger RNA of Mugil cephalus (flathead mullet), 5175 nucleotides long. RefSeq names its product PDS5 cohesin associated factor A (gene pds5a). Gene Ontology annotation, biological process: mitotic sister chromatid cohesion; DNA repair. The record is from RefSeq and is a predicted model, not a curated record. The transcript is spliced from 33 exons. Gene Ontology annotation, cellular component: nucleus; chromatin. Bases 393 to 4277 code for a protein of 1294 amino acids. Lineage: Eukaryota; Metazoa; Chordata; Actinopteri; Mugiliformes; Mugilidae.
GUUUUAGGCAGAAACGAUAGGACACUUUACUUCCUCCGCGGUUGUAGCUGGAGAUGUGAUGGGUACCUGAGUAGUUUUGCGGCCUAGGCUUUAGCCAAGGAGGCUACACGGGAGUUAGCCUGUGUGUGUGUGUGUUAGCCGCUCGAUGCUAACACUACUACUUCCCGCAAAAUGCUAGCCCCGCUAGCCUGUGGUGUUUCCCUCUGCAACUAGCCGACUGGCUAAUUUAAUAACCCGUGUGACAGUGGACGUGCACCGGCUGCUCUUAUAUUCCGUUUUAAAGUGGUUUUCCCCCUCAACUUCUCGGUUCAGAUGGACGUAGUGUUGCCGAUGUACCGCCCGGGCUCGUUUCUAGGCCAGUAGAAGACCGUGUGGACCAUACAUCAACAAGCAUGGAGUUCCCGCAACAGCAGAAACCGGCGGGGGACGGAAAGAUCUUCUACCCCCCCGGAGUUAAAGAGAUUACGGAUAAAAUCAGCAACGAUGAGGUGGUCAAGCGGCUGAAGAUGGUGGUGAAGACCUACAUGGACAUGGACCAGGACUCUGAAGAAGAGAAGCAGCAAUAUCUCGGCCUGGCUCUUCACCUCGCCUCUGAGUUCUUCCUUAGGAAUCCCAACAAAGACGUACGGCUACUCGUGGCCUGCUGUCUGGCCGACAUCUUCAGGAUCUACGCUCCCGAGGCCCCGUACACCUCCCCCGACAAACUCAAGGACAUCUUCCUGUUCAUCACCAGACAGUUGAAGGGACUAGAAGACACUAAGAGCCCUCAGUUCAACCGAUACUUCUACCUGCUGGAGAACCUGGCGUGGGUGAAGUCGUACAACAUUUGCUUUGAGCUGGAGGACUGCAACGAGAUCUUUAUCCAGCUUUUCAAAACACUCUUCUCUGUCAUCAAUAACAGCCAUAAUCAGAAAGUGCAGAUGCACAUGAUGGACCUGAUGAGUUCUAUCAUCAUGGAGGGAGACGGAGUUACACAAGAGCUGCUGGACACCAUCCUCAUUAACCUCAUCCCGGCACACAAGAAUCUGAACAAGCAGGCCUACGAUCUGGCCAAGACUCUGCUGAAGAGGACCGUCCAGACUAUCGAGACGUGUAUCGCGAACUUCUUCAAUCAGGUUUUAGUGAUGGGCAAGUCGUCAGUCAGCGACCUCUCGGAGCACGUCUUCGACCUCAUCCAGGAACUGUUUGCCAUCGACCCGAUGCUUCUUACCUCUGUAAUGCCACAGCUGGAGUUCAAGCUCAAGAGCAAUGACGGUGAGGAGCGACUGGCUGUUGUUCGGCUGCUCGCUAAGUUGUUUGGGGCCAAAGACUCUGAGCUGGCUUCACAGAACAGGCCGCUGUGGCAGUGCUUCUUAGGACGGUUCAACGACAUCCACGUACCAGUCAGGCUAGAGUGUGUCAAGUUUGCCAGCCACUGCCUCAUGAACCACCCAGACCUGGCCAGAGACCUAACAGAAUAUCUGAAGGUGCGUUCCCACGACCCAGAGGAGGCCAUCCGCCAUGAUGUCAUCGUCACCAUCAUCAACGCCGGGAAGAAAGACCUCAACCUGGUCAAUGAUCAGCUGUUGGGCUUCGUACGGGAAAGGACACUAGACAAGAGGUGGCGUGUGCGUAAAGAGGCCAUGAUGGGCCUGGCUCAGCUUUUUAAGAAAUACUGUCUGCACCACGAGGCCGGAAAAGACUCGGCCCUGAAGAUCAGCUGGAUCAAAGACAAACUGCUGCACAUCUACUACCAGAACAGCAUCGACGACAAGUUAUUAGUAGAGAAGAUUUUUGCCCAGUACAUGGUCCCUCACAGUCUGGACACAGAGGAGAAGAUGAAGUGUCUGUACUACCUGUACGCCUGCCUGGACACAAAUGCUGUCAAGGCCCUGAAUGAGAUGUGGAAGUGUCAGAACAUGCUCCGAGGCCUCGUCAAAGAGCUGCUCGACCUCCACAAGCUGCCAGUGUCUGAGGCCAAUAACACGGCGAUGUUUGGGAAGCUGAUGAGCAUCGCUAAGAACCUACCAGACGCUGGAAAAGCUCAGGACUUCAUGAAGAAGUUCAACCAGGUCCUCGGGGAGGACGAGAAGCUCAGGAUCCAGCUGGAGAUGCUCAUCAGUCCGACCUGCUCCUGCAAACAGGCUGAGAUCUGCGUGAGGGAGAUCACGCGCAAGUUGACGUUCCCCAAACAGCCCACGAACCCCUUCCUGGAGAUGGUCAAGUUCCUACUGGAGCGCAUCGCCCCUGUCCACAUCGACUCCGAGGCCAUCAGUGCUCUGGUGAAGCUGCUGAACAAGUCCAUUGAGGGAACAGCUGACGAUGACGAGGAAGGCGUUACCCCGGAUACGGCCAUCCGCUCUGGGCUGGAGCUGCUCAAGGUCCUGUCAUUCACCCACCCCACAGCCUUCCACUCAGCCGAGACCUACGAGUCUCUGCUCCAGUGUCUGAAGAUGGAAGACGACAAAGUAGCAGAGGCAGCCAUCCAGAUCUUCAGAAACACCGGGCAGAAGAUUGAGACAGAGUUACAACAGAUCAGAUCGACUCUGAUUCCCAUCCUGCAUCAGAAAGCCAAGCGGGGCACGCCUCACCAGGCCAAACAGGCCGUCCACUGUAUCCACGCCAUCUUCAACAACAAGGAAGUGCAGCUGGCACAGAUUUUUGAGCCUCUGUCACGAAGUUUGAACGCAGACGUCCCAGAGCAGCUCAUCACCCCGCUGGUGUCCCUGGGACACAUCUCCAUGCUGGCUCCAGAUCAGUUCGCUUCACCGAUGAAAUCCAUCGUGGCCAACUUCAUCGUGAAGGACCUGCUCAUGAAUGACAGGUCGGUGGGAAACAAGAACGGGAAGCUGUGGACCACUGAUGAGGAAGUCUCACCUGAGGUUCUAGCAAAGGUUCAGGCCAUCAAGCUGCUGGUACGUUGGUUACUAGGGAUGAAGAACAACCAAUCCAAGUCGGCAAACUCCACCCUGCGGCUGCUGUCGGCCAUGCUGGUCAGCGAGGGAGACCUCACAGAGCAGAAGAAGAUCAGUAAAUCCGACAUGUCUCGUCUGAGGCUGGCUGCAGGCGGAGCCAUCAUGAAGUUGGCACAAGAACCAUGUUACCACGACAUCAUCACACCCGAGCAGUUUCAGCUCUGUGGCCUCGUCAUCAACGACGAGUGCUACCAAGUUCGACAGAUCUUCGCGCAGAAGUUGCACCUGGCUCUCGUCAAGCUGCUGCUGCCGCUGGAGUACCUGGCCGUGUUCGCCCUGUGCGCCAAGGACCCGGUGAAGGAGCGCCGCGCCCACGCCCGACAGUGCCUCCUCAAAAACAUCUCCGUCCGCAGAGAGUACAUCAAACAAAACCCCCUCGCUCAGGAAAAACUCGUCUCUCUUCUUCCUGAGUACGUCGUUCCCUACAUGAUCCACCUGCUGGCUCACGACCCCGACUUCACAAAACCGCAAGAAUAUGAACAGCUCAAAGACAUCAAAGAGUGCCUGUGGUUCAUGCUGGAAGUGCUGAUGACCAAGAAUGAGAACAACAGCCACGCCUUCCUCAGGAAGAUGGUCGAAAACAUCAAACAAACCAAGGAUGCUCAGUGUCCUGAGGAUGUAAAAGCCAAUGAGAAACUGUACAUUGUCUGUGACGUUGCUCUUUUCGUGAUCGCCAACAAGAGCACCGCGUGCCACCUGGACUCACCGAAGGACCCCGUCCUACCCUCCAAGUUCUUCCUCGUACAGGACAAGGACUUCAAAAACGACAAAGAGUAUCUGUCUGCAGAGAUGAGACAAAUGCUGCUCACUGGGAAGCCCAAACCAGCUCCAGUGUUGGGAGCUGUGAACAAGCCUCUGACGGUACCAGGGAGGAGGAUCUUCACUAAGACCACCACAGCUUCAGACACGGCCAGCAACGCCAGCAGCAACUCCUCACCGCUGAGCUCCACGCUCAACAAGAACAGCAGCGCCACCACCGAGUCGCCAGAGAGCCGAGCACAGGAAAACAACGAGAACCCGGUCAUCAAGAACGACGAGGUGAAGAAGGACGCUCCCAGUCAGAAUGCGACCCCCGACGCCGGGACGGAACCGACGCCCGUCAAGCGGCGCGGCCGCCCGCCCAAGACGGCCGCGGGCGCUGCCCCAGUGGCGGCCGACAAGGAGGGAGGGGCGGCGCCCGCGGGGGGCGGAGCCGGCAGGGGCAGGAAGAGGGCGGCCGACCCCAACUCCAACCCGUCUGCAGAGUCAAUCAACAUCAAGAUGUCAAAACAGCAGCAGCAGAACGAUGAAGGGACAAAGAGACAGAUCGAUUUGCAGAGGUAAAGAAAAAACCUGUGAAGAUGAAAUCAAGACUGUAGAGAAUGGGCCAGACUCUUCCUCACACCUCCUCCCCCCCUCACCCGACCCCGACCCCCGACCCCAUGUACAAGCUCCUCCGACUCUUAAAGCUUUCCUGGACACAUUAUGGACCUUUCUUAAAACACACACACACGUAUACACAGACACACGCACACACUCACACACACACACACACACACAAGAAAAGAAGAAAACGGUGACAUCCUAGAAAGUUUUAAACUCCUUGUAGUCUUGAUUUGAAGCUCAUUGUAUGUAGGUCUUACUCAGAAACAUGUUAUUUUUUUUCCCCCUUUGUGUUUGUUGCUCUUUGCUUCUUUUGUGGAGCCAUUUUUAAGAAAAGAAAAAAAAAACAAGAUGGACAUUUUACAAACGUUUUAAUCUGGUUAUGAUUGUUGCUUAUUAAAUUCCCUGGGAAAACAAAAAAAAGGUGACCUCUUCCUCCUUGUGUCUGUGUUGCAGUGUUUUUUCUUUUAGCUUUGGUUUAAUGCUGUUCUAUAUAUAUUUUGUUUUUAUUUUGCCACAGCAAAUUUCAAGCCAAAUAUCUAAGACGGUUAAAGAAGCAGCAAAUUGAAAAAAAUACACAGGAAUGUGAUGUAUCUACACCAAAAUUUUGUGCAUAUGCUUCUAAAUUUGUUAAGUUUAAGUAGCUUUAGCUUGAUAUUAGCAUCACAAGGCCAUGUUGAAACUAUCCGUGGCCUGAUUUAGUUUUUUUUUUUCUAGUGUGUAAAUAGAAAAACGUGUCCCGAGCUCCUUUUUGACGCCUCGUCUCCAGGAUCCGAGCUGAGGAUGAAUUACUUUUUGUUUUGUUUUUACUGCCUAAAUACUUCACUUUGAAAUGCAUAAACGAUAUAUUCCCACACAA